Balearica regulorum gibbericeps (East African grey crowned-crane) is the source of this 1437-nucleotide messenger RNA. RefSeq names its product centrosomal protein 55 (gene CEP55). NCBI's taxonomy places the organism in Eukaryota, Metazoa, Chordata, Aves, Gruiformes, Gruidae. Gene Ontology annotation, cellular component: midbody. The record is from RefSeq and is a predicted model, not a curated record. Gene Ontology annotation, biological process: mitotic cytokinesis; regulation of phosphatidylinositol 3-kinase/protein kinase B signal transduction; establishment of protein localization.
AUGAAUUCUAAGACCGCCAAAGAGAGAAUUAUUGGCAAGUGGGGCUUAAAGUCGGGUAGCUCCAGGCCUGAGAAUGAUGUCGUGAAGUAUAAGCAGGAGAACGCGGCCCUGAGAAAAGCGAUGGAGGAAGCUGUGAAAGGGAAAAGCAAAAUGACUGAUCCGGAAAGGAGCGGGCUCCUAGAGAAAAUACUUUCCCUUGAAAAAGAAAAAGAAAAACAUAACCAUCUUCUUGGAGAGAAGGACAAAGAAAUUCAAAACCUCAAAGACAAGCUUAGAUCCAAAAACACAAAUAGUGAAGUCUUGUUACAAAGUCAACUAGAGGAAAAAACAAAGGAAGCAGAAAGGAGAGAACAGUUACUUCGUUCUCUAUCAGAAGAAAUGAACCAGUUAAAAUAUAAUUUAUCCACUGUUACUGCAAAAUGUUCUGAGCUUGAAAACAGAGCUGGUACUUCUCAAGCAUCCCAGGAAGCUGUAACAAACAGCACUGGAUCAACAACUAAUCUUUAUGAAGUUGAAAAACAACUAAAAGAUGCUCUUGAGAAAAACCAACAGUGGCUACUAUAUGACAAGCAGCGUGAAGCAUAUGUCAGGGGACUGCUUGGGAGGAUCUUUGAACUUGAACAGAAGUCAGAAAUAGUUAGCCAACAAGAAUCUAAAGAAUUCAAUUCAGAAGGUCUUCUACCAGAAGAAAAGCAAAAAUACUAUAACCAGCUAUUAUUAACUGCUAAGAGUGAUCUUGAGACUGAAAGACACACUGUAACUCAGCUGAGAUCUGAACUUACUGAAUUCAAAAAGAAGUAUGAAGAAACCCAACAAGAAAUAACAAGUUUAAAUGCCUUAUUGCAGUCACAACAGAUUGCUGAAAUGCAGACUCUAGAAAAUGAAAAUAAAGUGAAAGGAGAGAAAGUACAGAGACUAAAACAAGAAAAUGAAACUAUUAAAAGACAGCUCAGAGAAGAAAAGAAAAAGUCUGAAGAUCUUUUAUGUCAGGUGCAACUUCUUCAUAAAUCAUUGUUCAAACAGCAGGAGGAACACACUAGGAUAGCUUUGUUGGAACAACAGAUCCAGAUAUGCACCACAGACUUUGAGAAUGAAAAGCUUGAUCGCCAGAACUUGCAGCAUCAGUUAAACAAAGUCCUUAAGGAACUGCGCAAGGCCAGGGAGCAAAUAACCCGUCUAGAACCUUUGAAACUCCAGGAGUCUGGAUGUAUGGAACCACAAGAAGAUUUGCAAGGUGUGUUUGAAGAGAAGCUGACCAUAUAUGACAGAAGCCCUUCCCUGAAACAUUCAAGCCUUCUUGAUGAAAGUUUUCUUGAGUGUCCCAGGUGUAAAGUGCAGUAUCCAACAAGCCAGCAUAGAGAAUUAUUAGCACAUAUUGACUUUUGUACAGCUUGAGCUCCAAAUGGAUUUACUAUAUUUGCUUUAUACACACUGCCA